AAUAUGGGCGUGUUCAAGACAUUUGGCAGCAACUUUUGCUGCUUUCACACAAGGUUCGGAUCCUAGUCAAGAUGCAAAGGCUGGCUGUGUUCUGCUGGACUGUGCUGGUUUUGGUCCACACAGGAGGCACCCUAGCCCCUUCCAGCAGCUACGAGUGCAGUCCCUCCGACCAGGGAUUGUUGUGUGCUGACGGCAAGCGUUGCUGUCAUGAGGGUCACCGCUGCAGUGCAGACAGCCUCUGGUGCAUCAAACAAGAGCUCCCGUCAGUCGUCAUGUGCGGUGACUUGGUGUCUGAGUGUCCCAAUGCGAACACUUGCUGUGAGAAACCAGAUGGCAGUUGGGGAUGCUGCCCCGUUCCGAAGGCUGUGUGCUGUGAAGACAAGGUCCACUGCUGCCCUGAAGGCACCUCGUGUGACGUUGAACGCUCCAGAUGUGUCUCCCGGUCCUCCUUGGAGGACACACCCAUGUGGGACAAGCUGCCUGCCAGGAAGCGGGCCGACUGGGAGAACCAGAGAGCCAAUCCUGUCCCGUGCAGUACUAAGGCCUUCUGCCCAGAUGGCUCCACAUGCUGCAGAAACCAAGAAGGCAACUGGUCCUGCUGUCCACUACCAAAGGCGGUCUGCUGCUCUGAUUUAAUACACUGCUGCCCUGAAGGGUACACCUGCAACACGGCCGCUCAGACCUGCGAUAUGGACUCUGGGUCUGUGGCCUGGCUGGAGAAAGCCCCCGCACUUCCUAAGCAGGAUGUGGUUUGCGACAACAAGCACACCUGUGAAGAAGGCUCCACCUGCUGUAAGAACUCGGCAGGACAGUGGGGAUGCUGUCCUUUACCUCAGGCCGUGUGCUGCGAGGACGGAGAUCACUGCUGCCCAGCCCACUACAAGUGUGACGAGCAGAGGUCCAAGUGCAUUCUCCAGGGCGUGACGAUCCCGUGGUACGCCAAACGUCCGGCCGUCUCCACCGAGACCCCUCCGCAGACCCCCGGCUCUGCCUUCAAGCCGCAGCAAGUGCCGUGUCAGGAUCACAGCACGUGCCGAGAUGGACAGACUUGCUGCAAGAUCUCAUCAGCAGCUUGGGGAUGCUGUCCUCUUCCUAACGCGGUGUGCUGCAGCGACAUGGAGCACUGCUGUCCUUCCGGGUUCACUUGCACAGCAGCUGGCCGAUGCAUUCGGGGCCCCGAGUUUCUGUGACAUCAAUGGCAACAACUGAAAAUACUCUUGUAACUGCUGCAACUGUGACUGUAUGAAAUAAAAGGGAAAACAUCA
Messenger RNA from Nerophis lumbriciformis (worm pipefish), 1265 nucleotides. It is a transcript of the gene grna, whose product is annotated as granulin a. The record is from RefSeq and is a predicted model, not a curated record. Gene Ontology annotation, cellular component: extracellular region. NCBI's taxonomy places the organism in Eukaryota, Metazoa, Chordata, Actinopteri, Syngnathiformes, Syngnathidae.